Molecule: messenger RNA, 354 nt
Organism: Penaeus monodon (black tiger shrimp)
Lineage: Eukaryota; Metazoa; Arthropoda; Malacostraca; Decapoda; Penaeidae
Product: histone H1-like
Exons: 2
Coding region: 1-354 (117 amino acids)
Biological process (GO): nucleosome assembly
Cellular component (GO): nucleosome
Molecular function (GO): structural constituent of chromatin; DNA binding
Source: RefSeq, a predicted model, not a curated record
AUGCUGAGAACCCGGAAACCUCGUCCCUUAGGGCCAUCAUUUAAGGCCCAAGCCUCCUUCGGCCAAGCGCGCCCAUCCCAAGUGGGAUGGUCGUCGCUGCCCUCAGGGCUCUCAAGGUCCAACUGCAAAGCCAUCCUCAGGUUCAUCCUCACUUCCUUCCAGGUCGCCGGCGGGUCCCUGCCGCAGACCAAGGGCGUCGGCUCCUCCGGCUCCUUCAAGCUCUCCAAGGAGGAGCUAAAGAAGGCUGCGCCCAGUAAGGACUCGGCCAAGAAGGUGGCGAAGGAUGAGAAGAGUCCGGGAAACGCGACGGCACUGAAACCCAGAGCUAAGUCUGUAACAGAAACCCACUUCUAA